ACAGUGAAGUAGUCUGGCACAACUCGCAGCCAAAAUAAGCUACUCAGAAACUUCGGAAUAAACUUGCUCCGGUCUUUGGAUGGCUGCCUGUAUUUUGGGAAGGCGCAAUUUUUCGCACUCUGGAGUUUCAGAUACCAUUUGGAUUUACAAAGUAUGAAAAACGUGUUUGUUUGUGGACUAAGUGGAACAUUACCAAAAACUGGAGUGUAAAGAAUGGCACUUGGAUACUAUGAUCAUACUUCUUUCUGCUUUACGUGUAUUGGCGACGUCCUAAUUAGCUGACCGUUUUUGGAACUUGUUUUUGUGGAGUCGCUUAGCUCCCAGACAAAGAAAAGUAAGAUUAACUGGUGAAGACCACGGAAAAUCAUGGUGCCUGUCAAAGCAACUAACUGACCGUUCAAGAUGAGAGGAUGGAUGACACGAGCAGCAUGAUCUCUGACCACAAAGACGCCAACGGCUUUGUGAACAGAGUGUUCGAUGCAUCCUCGGAGGUGGAGAAGGAGACCAGGAUCAUGCGGAUCCCGGACCCUGAGGAAGGGGGUGGCUCCGGCCUGCGUCUCCCUAGGGACAAGGCGGAGGUCAGCCGAAGGCCAAAGAAAACGGGGAUCUGGAGGAUCCUCAACAGGAGGAAACCGGCUUCUGGUAGCGAGAGACGACCGCAUUCUUUGAUCCUACCAGGCGAGGCCUCUGUGCCAAAACUAUCCUUCAUGGGCAAAGUUAGGUCCCUUAAGAAGUUGAAGUCCCCAUCUGUCUUUAAAGGGAAACUGACAAAACUCUCAGGUGCAAAGCCAAGCAAUUCCCUCGAGGAGGGGCCUGAGGAAGAGUCUUUUUCUAGGGAUGAGUCUGCCCACAUAUACAUUCAACAAAAUCUGCUUAAGAACAGGGUGAAGAGGCACUCUUAUGCUGGAUGCACCAAAGAUUUUGACUACACCUUUGAGGAAAUAGACUCUAUUAGUACCUCAGAAAAUGUGCACAGAGACUUGUUAAUCAAACAAAAUGGCUGUAAAUCACAGGAAAGCUUAUCUUAUUCACAGAAGGACCACUCCAACUUCUCAAACUGUAAUAACUUGAGUGGUCAUGAGGGACACUACCUCAGGGACUGUCCAAAGACCCCGCAAAGUGGGAGAAAGUCCAAAGGGGCGGACGUGUGGAGUUACCUUAGAAAAAUCUCAUUCAUGGGAAAAGGAAGUUCCCACAAUUUGGAGAAGAGUUCUGACUCUGAUUUUCACACAUUUGACAAAAUAGUGGACACAGACUGUGCCUCUGCUGACUUUGAAUGUGUCAAAGAUUAUAGCCCCACUCCAAAAUCAACUGGCACGGAUAAUAAAGGCGGCCAUUUUGGAGGCAUUUUACGGUUCUUCAGCAAUGUGGCUGUAACAGCCAGGAAGUGGAGAAACUCCUCCCGGUCUUUCUCCCCACCUGAAGGAGAGCAAUCUCCUCUGGGUUCUCCUAGAGCUGACAGGUCAGGAGUUUUUGUUCACAGCGUGUCUUUAAACUUUGGGAACGAAGGCAAAACCGGGUCCCCCACCCCACUGUCUGUGGUGUCCUCAGAUUCAGGCUUGUGUGUGGCUCUUUCACCCACGAGUCCGAUGGGAGACAGCUCUCCCCAUGUAGUUCUGAAAUCAUGGAAAUCUUGUCCCGAACCACCCAGCCCCAAUGGUGUCCUUAACAGAUGUCCAUCCACUGGAACAGAAUUUUCAACAUUUUCGCCAAACAAUUCUGUGGCCUCCAUAGAGAAUGACAUUGGGCAUGAAAACAGUGUUUUUCAAGAGAUAGGUACUCAGGAGGAUAUUUGCCCUCCUGAGGAAGAGUGUGAUUUAGGAAAUGAUGUGGUCAAUGGCUCCAUUUCUUCCAACCAUAAACAGGAUGACGAUGGGAAAAUAAGUGUGGAUAUUGAAGAAACUGAACUGCAAAAAGACACAGAUUCUCAUAGUUUUGAGAAGGCAUUGAAGCCUCUCUGUGGCCCCCCUGAUGUCUCCCCGCGGGACCCUCUUUUCAAAGCUGCUCUCCAGCGCUGCUGCUCCCUCCCCCUGCCCCAGAUCAGCCCCUCUGGAGUGGACCAGACAAGCUGGGGACACCUGCUGCCGGCUGAGGCUUCUCUCCGGUCAGACGGGGUUCGGCUUCGUGACAACCACGCGGGAACCGGUGGGAGAAGACUAAUGAGGCCCGCGUCUGAAGAGCUGCACAUCAACACAUUGAUCAGCGGAGGCUCAAUCGUAAGCGCAGAGGCAGUAUGGGAUCACGUAACCAUGGCCGACCGGGAGUUGGCAUUUAAGGCAGGAGACGUCAUCAAGGUCCUUGAUGCCUCCAACAAGGACUGGUGGUGGGGGCAAAUAGACGACGAAGAGGGAUGGUUCCCCGCCAGUUUCGUGAGGGUCGAACCCAACCCUCCUCAACCUCAAACAAAACAAGUUUUCUAUAUCAACCCUAUAGCAGCUCCAAGGUUCCAAAACACAACUUCCAAGCUAUGGGUGAACCAGGAGGAUGGUGCAGUGGAGGCAGUGGAGGGGACCAGCGAGGUCCAGAACGGCCACCUGGACCCCAACAGUGACUGCCUGUGUCUGGGCCGGCCGCUGCAGAACCGGGACCAGAUGAGGGCCAAUGUGAUCAACGAGAUCAUGAGCACAGAGCGGCACUACAUCAAACACCUGAAGGAUAUCUGUGAGGGAUACUUGAGGCAAUGCAAAAAAAGAAGAGACAUGUUCAACGAUGAUCAGUUGAAGGUCAUAUUUGGAAAUAUUGAAGACAUUUACAGAUUUCAGAUGGGAUUUGUUCGAGACCUUGAAAAGCAGUACAACACAGAGGAACCUCAUCUUAGUGAAAUUGGGCCUUGCUUCCUAGAACAUCAAGACGGCUUCUGGAUCUACUCGGAGUACUGCAACAACCACCUGGACGCCUGCAUGGAGCUGUCCAAGCUGAUGAAGGACGGACGCUACCAGCACUUCUUCGAGGCCUGCCGGCUCCUGCAGCAGAUGAUCGACAUCGCCAUCGACGGCUUCCUGCUGACGCCCGUGCAGAAGAUCUGCAAGUACCCGCUGCAGCUGGCCGAGCUGCUGAAGUACACCGUCCAGGAGCACAGUGACUACCGCUACGUUGCUGCUGCCCUGGCCGUCAUGAGAAACGUCACCCAGCAGAUCAACGAGCGCAAGAGGCGACUGGAGAACAUCGAUAAAAUUGCACAGUGGCAGGCGUCUGUCCUGGACUGGGAGGGGGAUGACAUUUUGGGCAGGAGCUCUGAGCUAGUUUACACCGGGGAGAUGUCCUGGAUCUACCAGCCCUAUGGGAGAAGCCAGCAGAGGGUUUUCUUUCUGUUUGAUCAUCAGAUGGUCCUUUGUAAAAAGGACUUGAUACGCAGGGACAUCCUGUACUACAAAGGCCGCAUCGACAUGGACAGGUAUGUGGUGAUCGACGCUGACGACGGCAGGGAUGACGACUUCAACGUCAGCAUCAAGAACGCCUUCAAGCUGCACAACAAGGACACGGAGGAGAUCCACCUCUUCCUGGCCAAGAAGCUGGAGGAAAAGAUCCGGUGGCUCAGGGCUUUUCACGAAGAGCGGAAAAUGGUGCAGGAAGAUGAAAAGAUAGGGUUUGAAAUCUCUGAAUAUCAGAAGCGGCAAGCUGCCAUGACAGUGCGAAAGGUGACUAAACAGAAAGGUGUAGGCCAGAACAGAUAUGUGCCCCCUACAUACCCCCCUCCCCUGGACCCCAUGAACCCAGGACAGUACAUGGUAGCUGACAGCAUGGCACAAUCGGAGCUUUUCGAAUUUAGCGAACCCAGAAGGAGCCAGUCUCCCUUCUGGCAAAACUUCAGCAGGUUAACACCGUUUAAAAAGUAGGGAAGAGUAUACCUUUUUAGAUGGACCAUCCUAUUUUUUUUAGAAGCACUCUACUAGCGAUAAAUCAAACUUGUGAAUAACUCAUCAGAGAGGAAAAAAGGACCAAAGCUGUUUGGAUUGCCACCGAUUUAUAACCAUCUGACUGACUGAGAACUGUAUGAUUAACUUUACGUCUGCUGUUACCAGUAUUACUCCUGCUGAACCUAUUACCACCAGUACCACCCCAGUAAAAGACCCGUCAAGUCUGAUAUAUCCAUAGACCAAAACACUUGCGUUUCUCGUACUCUGUGAAAUCGUUUCAUUUUCUUGUGAACUUUACCCAUUGGACCUUGGCAAGGAAAACACAGAGAAUAAUUUUCCUCAGAGAGAACUUGGUGACAAACUGACGUUGUAAAAAAAGCACUAAUAUUUAAAAUAGUUUUGCCAUUCUGGGUGUUCCCCUGUAGUGCACUGUGCUCCCGGUGCCAUUUCCUGCUGCUUAUAUUGUUUCCCCUGUCUGUUUUGUUUUUUAUUUUGGGAGGGAGGGGUGAGUAUUACUUAUAUCAAAGCCUGUUUCUGGCGGAUCAAGGAAAAGUUCAGACUAAUGACUACUGUUUGCGUGCAUUCUUUGAAUCUCUGGUGUUCUCCUGUUGGCUGCAUGGAGAGGUCUGUUCAUCUGCAGGUUUUUAUGUGCAAUGCUGUUCUUACGGGUCAAGGAGGGGGAAAAAUGAAUCGGCAACCACAACUGACCACCAGUUUACCACGGACAUGCCUUGUGCCGCAGACAGGGUACUUAUUCACCGUGGAUAACGCUAACUUUUUGUCGCAUGUCAUACAGGGAUUUCUGUUCACGUAAAGAGAUGAUCGUUUUCUUCAAAACUGUACCGGUUUACGUUGCCUAUUGCCGAGGCGGGCUUUUAAAGUUCUGAUCACACUGAAUUAUUAAAUGGUUUUGUGCACUCCUGGCCUUCGUUUUCAUAAAAGGAAAUGAUCAUUGUCAGGAAGAGGCCUGAGGUUACAUAUCUGUAAUAUUUUUUAUUGUGUUCAUUUGAAGAGAUGUAUUUAUCUGAUCAAUAUUUUCAAAAAGAUGUCAUUAAAAAUUGAAAUGACUGACUUGUGCGGGAUAUCUACAAAUGCAUCUCCCGGGGCUAAACGAGAAAGGACCGGGGCACACUGCUUUUCCGGUUUUAUUGGCCGGACGGAAAUGAAAACGAAAUCCAGUUGUCUCGGUGCAGCCGUGCAUAGCCGGCAGGGUGGGUGUCAGCAUUGUAAACAGCACUUCCGUGCUGGUGAAACCUACCCUGUCGUACUGCAUUAACACCUUGUGUGUUGAGGCCCCAGCACCCCUGACACAGUCACUGUGAUGGAAAGAGAAACUGAUGGAAAGAAAGUUCUGUGUUCGUACUGUUCACCCAGUAUGUUCACAACAGUCAAGAAAUUGUGUUUUGUCAGAGAAUAAAUGUGUUCGGGCUUUGUUCACUGUGGAAAAUGGCAAUUGAUGCAGCUGAAGGAAAAAAUUCACAAAAAUCUAAAAGUAUUAUUAUGAAUUAAUUAUUUUUUGGUGUCACCACUACCACUGUUGUGCUUUUAAAUCCUGCCCAGAAAAACAUCAGAAUGAAUGAUUACCACAGAGAAUAUGAAAUGACGGCCUCCUAAAUAAAUUUUUUAAAUGGAAAA
This is a messenger RNA of Conger conger (European conger), 5492 nucleotides long. RefSeq names its product Cdc42 guanine nucleotide exchange factor (GEF) 9a (gene arhgef9a). The transcript has 14 exons. The record is from RefSeq and is a predicted model, not a curated record. Lineage: Eukaryota; Metazoa; Chordata; Actinopteri; Anguilliformes; Congridae. Bases 411 to 3836 code for a protein of 1141 amino acids. Gene Ontology annotation, molecular function: protein binding; guanyl-nucleotide exchange factor activity.